UUUAUAAAUUAGAUAAGUAAAUUAAAAUAAUUAUUUUUAAUAACAGGAUAGAGUACUACGAAGUUGUUCAAAUCAUAUGUUUAUUUACCUUAAGACUUCCUGAUGCAGAAGUCUAUUUAUCAAAACUAGUAAAUUUUACUAUGUGCAUGCGCAAUGGUAUUAACUUCCUCUCCUCAUAAUGCCUCUCCACUUAGAUAACAAAUCAAAGAAAUACAAAACUCAUUUCUUUUCUAGUGGAGAAAUUCAAUGAAUCCCGCAGUGCGCUGAUACACCGACCCAGCUGCCGCCAGACCCACCGGACUCAUCAUCCAACACGGAAGAAGACACUCCUCAAGUUGUCAAAGAACAAAGGGAACACUCUUUCAAAGAAGCCCUGCUGAACAAGAACCCAGAUCUCAACUGGGAAUACAACCAAUUAAACAAUAAGGAUAAAGGAACAAUGGCAUGCUUGAACUCUGAGGCAAUUCCCCUUUCAUGGGAAGAUAAGAUGAGGAUCUACCAGCCAUGGGAAUCGUCACUUAUAGUCAAGAUGUAUGGUAAGAAACUUACCUACAGCUACCUGAAAAACAAUCUUGUGGGUUUGUGGAAACCCACUGAGCCUCUAACACUAAUCGACCUAGGAUGGGAUUACUACAUUGCCAAAUUCAACAAGCAUGAAAACACGGAUAAAGUUCUCCAAAAGGGGUCUUGGUUUGUCACAGAAAGCUUCCUCACAAUCAAGAAAUGGAAACCAAACUUUGCCCCGGAAGAACCCCCCACCCCCCCACUCACACGACAAUUUGGGUACGAUUGCCACAACUAGCUAUAGAAUUCUACGAUAGAAUUAUACCAGAGAAGAUUGGAAUGAAAUUGGGAAAGCUUCUAAAAAUAGACACUUGCACCUUAGCUACUCUCCCGGGUAGAUAUGCAAGACUUUGCAUUCAAGUCCCACUAGAGGUGCCUGUUAAAACACAAGUCACAAUCGGCAAUCACCAACAAAAAAUCAUCUAUGAAAGAGAGGGGAUUUUGUGCACUGUUUGUGGAAGAAUUGGGCAUACCCCAAAAAAUUGUCCCUUCUUACCAAAAAAUACUCCAACUGAGGAACCAUCCACAUCCAACGAAAUCAAAGAGCCACCAUCAAAUGACUGGCAAGUUGUAACAUUCCCAAGAAGGAAAUCUCCCAAGGCAAAUCAAUUAAUUGGAAGAGGAAUACAACCCGAACUCCGUCUCCUGGGGCAGAACCAGGUAAAUCUCCAAAGCACAGGCAAAGAAGUGCUACAAUAAUGUACAGAGAAUGCUGCUCAGCAACUAUAUUAUGUGCCUAGCAUGAUACAAGUAUUGUCUAACACUAUUCCAAGUUUUUACUUUAAAAAGUUUUUACUAUCCUUCCACUCGAGGCACUAUGUUGAAGUAGCUUUUACUUUAAAAAAGUUGUGAUUGCUGCACAAAUGACAUUCUCACCAAGCUAUUAGGCUAUUGGACACAUGGGAAAACUGUGAAUACCUCUAAUGUACGUUCUCGAAGUACGAAGUAAAAUUCAAGUAACUCUACCUUCUCUCUGGAAUUCUUCUUCCUCUUCUUCUCUAAAUUGGGCUCUUUGGCUUUGGAGUCAUAGCAGAAGGACUUCAUGAGAAGCCAGGUGAUCAUUCCAAUAGGCAAAAAGUAUAACAUCUUCCAUGUUUGCGGACUUACCACCAGCAUGUUGUGCAAAUAACUCCAGGUGAAUCUGUUGCACGUUAAUAGCAUCAUCUAAAUGAAGACCUUCCGAUCGAAUUCACGUACUCCAUCUUACAUGGUAUCACCAACUUGACCGGAGAUGAAAGUUGUAAGACAACUGUGUGCGAACUCUUGACUCUUGAGGUUUUAUAGUAAUUCAAGACUUUGAUCAUUUAUAUUUUUUGAUACAUUUAAAAUCAUAUAUAUGGUAAAAUUUUAAAUGUUCUAA
Messenger RNA from Capsicum annuum, 1924 nucleotides. RefSeq lists its product as uncharacterized. The record is from RefSeq and is a predicted model, not a curated record. NCBI's taxonomy places the organism in Eukaryota, Viridiplantae, Streptophyta, Magnoliopsida, Solanales, Solanaceae. Gene Ontology annotation, molecular function: nucleic acid binding; zinc ion binding. Bases 724 to 1263 code for a protein of 179 amino acids. The transcript is spliced from 2 exons.